UCUUGCGAAGGGAGCGUUACAGCAAGUCGACCACUGACAGUGUCACAAUUGCUUUGGUGCAACCAGACACGUGGGGAACUAGUAAUAGUUUUGAUCAUGUAAGUAGAUAUGAACUAACAAGGAUUCAGGAUGAAACUAACAUGUUGCAGAGAGACGUAUGGUGACUGACUAUGGGCCUGGAGCUGCUCAGAAAUUGAGAGACAAUCACCUUUAAUGUCGUAUUGGUUGCCUCAUGUGUUUACAACUGCGUUUGUUUAAAAUAAGGACUUGAUGAUUAAAUCAAUUAGGAAAAAAAGCCGCUAGCAAGUUUCUGGUAACAAAUAUCCUUCCAUUCCUUUGAAAUCAAAUAGCCUAAAAUGAGAGUCAGCUCAGGGGAAGGAACAUGUCCUUCAUCAUUAUUUAAAAUUGAAUCAUUCUAGCCUUCAUUAACUCGCACUAAGAGGAAAAAAUUGUUUAGCUUUUCAAGUAGACAUGACUGACAAUGCGAGCGCCAGAGUUGACACCCCAACCAAUAUUUCUCUGAGUCCCAGCAAUGCCGUUUCCCAGUCCCUGGAGUACAAGACUGUGUCUGUCUUCUUGGUCCUGCUUGUGUGUGGUGUUGGCAUCGUGGGAAAUAUAAUGGUGGUCCUCGUUGUCCUAACCACCCGACACAUGAGGACACCAACAAAUUGUUACCUGGUGAGCCUGGCAAUAGCUGACCUAACAGUACUAGUUGCGGCGGGACUUCCGAACAUCUCAGACAGUCUCACGGGAACCUGGGUGUUUGGGCACGCUGGCUGCUUGGGAAUCACCUACCUGCAGUACUUGGGCAUCAAUGUCUCAUCAUGCUCCAUCACCGCCUUCACUGUAGAAAGGUACAUUGCGAUAUGCCAUCCAAUGAAGGCUCAGACUGUGUGCACAGUGUCCAGGGCCAAGAGGAUAAUUGCAGGGGUUUGGAUCUUCACCUGUAUUUACUGCAUAUUAUGGUUUUUCCUUGUGGAUAUUCAGGUGAGCCUGGAUGGACAUGUACAGUGUGGGUACAAGGUGAAGCGGGAGCUCUACCUUCCCAUCUACCUCAUCGACUUUGCUAUUUUUUACGUUGUCCCAUUACUUCUCGCUGUUGUGCUCUACGGACUGAUAGCAAGGAUUCUCUACCUCGGACCUCUGCCAAACCAACCAGAAACCAGAGCCACAACAUUGCGCCAAAGUUGUCGGGAGGUCACAGAAAUGGGGAAGGGGGGUCGUCCCCGCCGUCUGAAGAGUGCACUCUCCUCCAGGAAGCAGGUGACCAAAAUGUUAGCCGUCGUGGUGAUCUUGUUUGCUCUGCUGUGGAUGCCCUAUCGAACAUUGGUUUUGAUCAACUCUUUUGUGUCCACACCCUAUUUGGAUGCCUGGUUUCUAUUAUUUUGUCGGACGUGCAUUUAUUCCAACAGUGCAAUCAACCCUGUGAUAUACAAUGCCAUGUCUCAGAAGUUCCGCUCAGCAUUUCGUGGGCUGUACCACUGCAAGCCGCAAGGGGGAACGCAGAGAUUAUCAGCCAUUCCUGCCGGCUUCAGUACCGUUCGCGAGCCACGUACAUCCUUGUCCAAUAUUAGUGCACCAAAUGAAAAAGCAAAAAGAGAUAUUGUAAAUUCUACUCCAGAUGUAAUAAACACAAAACAUAAUGGAAACGGUCAUCAAGAGACAAAGUUGAUAAAUGGCAACAAAGCAGACAACUUUAUCAGAUCGGCAUCUUAUUGUUUAGAUGUCAGUUCCAUUGACACAUCCCUGAUGAGUGAUGUGAAGCGGUCUCCAUCAACUGAUGACACAACUCAUUUUCUUGACACACAGACAACAAAAGCUCAACCGGAUGCUACAUCGGUAGACGGACGGACGGACAGAUAGAUAGCUGGAUUAAUAGAUUAUAGAUAGAUAGAUAGAUAGAUAGAUAGAUAGAUAGAUAGAUAGAUAGAUAGAUAGAUAG
Molecule: messenger RNA, 1942 nt
Organism: Syngnathus acus (greater pipefish)
Lineage: Eukaryota; Metazoa; Chordata; Actinopteri; Syngnathiformes; Syngnathidae
Gene: trhr2
Product: thyrotropin releasing hormone receptor 2
Exons: 6
Coding region: 472-1863 (463 amino acids)
Biological process (GO): phospholipase C-activating G protein-coupled receptor signaling pathway
Cellular component (GO): membrane
Molecular function (GO): thyrotropin-releasing hormone receptor activity
Source: RefSeq, a predicted model, not a curated record